AUGGCGGCGACUAAGACUCGAAUAAGCAGCUUCUCUCGCAACAUAUCAGCUGUGUCUGCUCCUCAGUUGCCAGGAAUAAAGUGUGGUCCUAAUGGCACAUUCUUUGUUUCAUCUGGGAUACCUGACCUUGACAAGAUAUUGGGUGGUGGGUUUACUUUGGGAAGCUUAGUUAUGAUAAUGGAAGAUGCGGAAGCGCCUCAUCACAUGCUUUUAUUGAGGAAUUUCAUGUCUCAAGGACUUGUUCAAAACCAACUUCUUCUUUAUGCCAGUCCAGCUAAAGACCCUAGAGGGUUUUUGGGUACUUUGCCUUGCCCCUCAUCGUCUAAAGACGAUAAAUCCCGUAAUCAUGAUACAGAACAGGAGAAGGGACUGAGAAUUGCUUGGCAGUAUAAAAAGUAUUUCAGUGAAAAUCAGCAAAAUAUUGAUGGUCAUAGAGAUAGUAAGCAAGAGUUUUGCAAUGAUUUUGACUUGCGGAAACCAUUGGAGAGGCAUUUUUACAGUGGGCAGCGUGUAGACUGUGUCAGCAUCAAGGAUUCUCCUAAUCUGACCGCUCUUCAUGACCGCUGUGCCACAUUUUUAGCUCAAUUUCCAAGAAAUGAUGGAAGCUUUUCUUGUAUGGGUCGUAUUGCCAUUCAGGCGCUAUGUGCUCCACAAUGUGAAUAUUCAGACACGGACUGGGAUAUGCUUUCCUUCAUAAGAUCUCUCAAAAGCAUGCUACGAUCUGCAAAUGCAGUUGCUGUUAUUACAUUUCCACCUUCCCUUCUUUCGCCAUCCUUCUGUAAAAGAUGGCAGCACAUGGCGGAUGUGUUACUGUCUGUCAAAGCAAUCCCAGACGAGGACAGGGAAUUGGGAAAACUCCUGACUGGUUACCAAGACAUGGUUGGCUUCCUUAAUGUGCACAAAAUAGCACGUAUCAAUACUCAGGUUCCCAUGAUUCUUGAGGCGACAACAUUCUCAAUAAAAUUGCAAAAGCGACGGUUUCUAGUUUUAGAAUGUCUAAACCAAGCCCCUAUUGAUGGUUCGAGUGGGACUUCAUAUGGGACAUCUGGUGGCUGUUCUGGGUCCUCCAAAAGCGGCGCCCUUGAUUUUUAG
Molecule: messenger RNA, 1092 nt
Organism: Dovyalis caffra
Lineage: Eukaryota; Viridiplantae; Streptophyta; Magnoliopsida; Malpighiales; Salicaceae
Source: the annotation of a GenBank genome assembly